Geodia barretti is the source of this 3044-nucleotide messenger RNA. NCBI's taxonomy places the organism in Eukaryota, Metazoa, Porifera, Demospongiae, Tetractinellida, Geodiidae. The record is from the annotation of a GenBank genome assembly.
CGUUUCAGCGGUAAUUAGCACAUUCUUUACCAAAUAAGCCCCCCUGCCGGACCUUCGCGGGUCUAAAGAUAGCCCGCGGCGCCCCAGGAGUCACAUUUCGGUAUAGCUGCAUCUCUCCGACAGAGUCCAGUUAUACUGAUCUUCACGUCGAGUGGACUACGACCCGAAAAUGAAGGCCGCAGUUAUUUUUCUGGCUCUGGCCGUCUGCGUCCACGCGGACAUGUACUUCCACAACCCAAGGGGAAGUAACAAUCGUUUAGACGAGGCAAAGAGGGAAAGGAACAACGCCAACAGGAUGUUUGACUCUCAGAACAACAACCGUGGAGGCUACAACGUGGGGAGUCUGUAUUACUACACGGGCUCAGUUCUCUCUCUGGAGUGGACCAACCAACACUCGUGUGCUGACCCCAACAACCACUGCGAGCAGAUCGUCCAGUACACGUGCGGCGACCUGGUUCGCGACGGGGCAACCACUCAGACGAUUCCAGAUAAUCCGGUCAACUGUGUAGAUUAUGACUGCAACAAUGAUAUAGAGUAUGGGAUGCACGAGAACUACGACUAUUACCUCGACUGCCGACUGCGUCAGCGCAACGCCGGACUCUUCAUAGCUGACAGGAACCUGCGAGGCAAAACUGCUCUGUUCACACGUCAGAACGGGAACGGGAACCGCCGCGGUUACGAGUGUCCCGAGGAGAGAGACUACUACCCCUACUGGCACCCAACCCCCUGGAGGGAUGUCGUAAUCUUCACCAACGAUGCGUCUCGCUGUCCGUACUACCAGUCAGAGAGCCAGAACGUCAAGUCUCGUUUUGCCUGUGUCCUGCCUCCUAGCUUCCUCACCACGGAUAACAUCCGCAGUAACAAACCUAUCAUUCCCAACACCCAGGAGGGGUGUGAGGAAGUUGUGUCUGCAGAAGGAAACGGAACCUGGACCGAGUUCCCUCCCGAUUCCCGCCUCUCUGCUCCCGAGUGCAUUGAGACCCUGUGGAGCCGAGAUAAUCACCUUGGCAAUACGAUCGGGGGCUUCCCCAUCAGUUACAACUGGACCAUCCCCGACUUGACCCACGAGCACUGUGUCCUGAGAAUCAGGUACAACAUCUCCACGGGAGAGUACGACGGGUGGGACAGUGCAGUCAACUCCAGCAUCGGGAGAACCGUAGAUAGUGUUCUUAACGGAGCAACGGUUGCUGGGCAAGGCUCUCCACUUGAACGCAGGCUAUUCUCCGAACUCACUGAUGUCUACGAGAGGUUUGGCUUCACCUAUGAUGAAGCUAGAGAGAGAGGGUAUGUGUUCAGGCAGAACCCAGUGGUGAAGGUUUUCCCUGACGUGAACGAAGACUCAAACAACUUUGGUCUCCAGCUUGCCAUCAACACCAACCAGUUUGGACGGACCUUCCAAGACAGGUCGCAUACGUUUGCCAUUCGUGCUCGUCCGGAGGAUCUCCAAGACGUCAAGAUCCACAACCUGAACGUGCGGGGUAAACGGGGUAACAUUGUCCAGGUGUACCCCGGAGUGGAGUACGACUUUGUCCCCAAUCGGGUGGAGAUGGCUGUCGAUGACUACAUUCACAUUCAGUGGACUGGCUCUAACACAAACCCGAACAACAACGACGGACAGGGGCGUGAUGGGACCGACCGAUCCAACGUAGUUAUGCUCCGCCCCCCAAACUACCCCGAGGGGGACGGCUCCGCAGGGACGGCUUCUGGCCACUGGGGUAACUCCUACCCCGCCCAUCUCGACGACAACACGACGUCGUUGCUCGGACUCAGCCGUGAAGACAGACAGAACCUGGCAACCCUUCUCAAUAUGCAACUAGGAGGAGAGAUGUCGGAACUGGACGAUGCGGGAACGUACUAUGACCUUGGUCCUCGCAAGGUGACUCGAUCGGGGACCUACUACUUCAUGUGCUCCCGGAACAACAAUUUCUCCAACCGCAGUCAGAAGGGAGUGAUCAUCGUGACCGAGACUGCCACGUCGCAGAAGAGGAUCGGUUGGAGCGGAGGCACUGUUGAACUGAAUGGGCACACCCUAGAGUUCCCGCAAGCUGCCCUGUCUACCGCAGGACAAUACAGCAUAGAGGAGUUCACCGACAAAGACCAACUCGAGGCAAUGACCGGCGUUCGUGCGGUAUCAAACGGCGGCGAGACCGUGUCCUCGUACAUCCUGGUGAGCCCGGCCACUCAGUUCGACUCUCAGAACGGAGGGAUGGCGAAAAUUGUAAUUCCCGUCGACACGAGCGUUGCGUCGGGUGACGUAACCAUCAUGAGGGCCAACGCUGCGUCAAGAUGGGAGUACGUCGACUUGGACACGCGAGUCGAGGAAAACAUGGCGGAAGCCGACACUUCGUCCGGAGGAGUCUUCGUUGUAAACAGUCAGAUAAACAGCGGACUGAUUGCUGGGGUGGUCGUCGCCGCAUUUGUCCUCCUGGUGAUCGGUAUCGCAUUUGGCGGACUUGUCGUCUAUUUCGUUGUGCGGCGAGACAAGUGGCAGAAGGCCAAAGACAACACACGAAAGUUCAAGCAAAAGGUCACGCGAAGCUUCGCCAGGCAAGUGUGAAAGGCUGUUCUCCGUCGUACAACCUCACUGAACUCUUUUAGACUUUGACACUCUAUAUGUUGAUUUUAUAUGCAUGUAUGUAGUUUGAACCGCAGGACGGAUUAUAAGAUGAAAUGAGAGAACAUAAGCGCAGUAAAAAAAUUACAAAGAGUGUAAAAUUAUAAAAGAUGUUUUAUUGUUGGUCACCUCUGUCUUUAGGUACAUAGUUUGAAGAGGUGAGAAAUGUUGUAGAAGCAAUGUCCACGUUGUUCUCCUCGACCUCCUUCUUGAUCCUGGAGAGCUCUUCGUGAAAGUAGGCUACGGGAUCCUCGGGUUGAUGUACUACUACAUGAGAAAACACAACCUGAAAUAUUUCCCGCAGUUUUAUUCUCGACAGGUAGUCUUCCACUUCUUUUUGCUGCGAGUUUCCUCCGCCUCUCCCUCCUGCUGCUCCGGAAGAAGCCAUGUUUUGGUGGUGUUUUCCAAAUGGAGCGCACCAACUUCACCA